This is a messenger RNA of Penicillium soppii, 219 nucleotides long. RefSeq lists its product as uncharacterized. Lineage: Eukaryota; Fungi; Ascomycota; Eurotiomycetes; Eurotiales; Aspergillaceae. The coding region runs from base 1 to 219 and encodes 72 amino acids. The transcript has a single exon. The record is from RefSeq and is a predicted model, not a curated record.
AUGGCCAGCCAAGCUGCCCGUGCCAGUGUCAACAUCUGGGACCAGGGCGCUCAUCUCCAGUCCGGUUAUGGUCUGGAUGCUGAACUUGGUCUCUUCAAAGAAGAAGAUGAAGAGAACCAGAUUAACGGCUACAAAAAUAGCACACCACCAGUAUAUCCAUGGCCAUCCCUGGCUAUCAGCGAUAUAUCCGGCGGCGACUGGAGCGAGAAAGACCUUUGA